UCAAAACCAAAAACGCGCAUGGGCGACGAGCCAACCAAGUCCAAGAAGCCGACGUAUCGCUUCAGCGUGCACACGGACAUUGAUCUCUUGGAGGAGGUGAUCAAUGUGGCUCCGCACGACGCUCCGUACGGGCAGACCACCGCGCGCUGGGAGGACGUCACCAGCUACAUGCGCACGCUCCACGGCGAGCACCUCACGGUGGCCGGCUGCCGCAAGCGCUUUGACGACCUCAUGGCAGCCUUUAAGACAGACACCGUCAAGGGCUUGCGUGCGUCCGGCACCGAAGAGGAGAUGAGCCAGCGGUACGUGCUACUGGAGGAAAUGUCGGACUUGUUGGAAGCGGCCGCGGACAGGAAAAAAGCGAGCAAGACCGACAAGGACAAGAAGACCGACAAGCGUGAGCCAGAUGCGCACCGCAGUCGUGCGGCGGCGCAGCAAGGACUUAAGCGCAAGGCAACCACCGACGAUGUCCCGGACGAGGACGACAGCGCUGAAACGCUAUCCAAGAAGAGCAAAGGAGAGGACUGCGCGGCGAACGAUCUAGCGAGCGUCCUCGCAGCCUUUACUAGCAUGAUCGAGUCGACCAACGCGCUCAAGCGAGACGAAAUUGCCGCCCAAAGAGAGGCAGUUGCCGUCAAGAAGGAGGAACUCGCCUUGAGUCGACGCAAGCUUGAGCUCGAGGAGCAGCGGCUCCUCUUUGAAAAGGCCGAACGCGACGAGCGAUUCGAGAUGGAGAAAGCGGAGCGCGAGGCGCAGCUCGAGUUUAUGCGGCGCACGAUUGAAAUGAUGCAAGCGAAUCUGAGCAACAAAUAGCGAAUCCACUUUGCCAUUACGUUGCGUUUCCU
Molecule: messenger RNA, 845 nt
Organism: Saprolegnia diclina VS20
Lineage: Eukaryota; Oomycota; Saprolegniomycetes; Saprolegniales; Saprolegniaceae
Exons: 2
Coding region: 19-813 (264 amino acids)
Source: RefSeq, a predicted model, not a curated record